AUGAAACCUUCGGAAUUCGGCGACGAGUAUGUGAACAGAAAAGGAAAAACAACAAUAAACAUUCAGAUGACUUGUGACGCUAAUGAAAAAAUUACAAGUGUGGACGCUCAAUGGCCAGGGAGUGUACAUGAUGGCAGGAUUUGGCGAGUGAGUGGAAUUCAGGACGUGGUGCGCCGAUAUGAUGGUGAUGUUUGUCUCCUUGGUGAUAGCGGAUAUGGAAUUACUCCUUGGUUACUGACUCCUUUUGGCGAACCAAGAAAUGCUCGUGAGCGGAAUUACAAUUCGACCCAUGCUCAGGAAAGAGUAAUAAUUGAACGAGUUUUUGGCCAGAUGAAACGUCGUUUUCCAAUACUCUCGAGCCAAGUUAGAAUAGCAGUCAAAAAUGUUCCCAAUUUGGUAAUAAGUUGUGCAGUGCUUCACAAUGUAGCAAAACAUUUGAAUGAUCCUUGGGAAGUGGAAGACGGAAUCGAAAAUGGUGUGGCUGAAGAAAAUGUAUCUCUAUAUAAUUUAGAUCGGAAUGAAGUUAUAAAUAGACGACAUGGUCAGCAAAAACGAUUAGAAAUUAGUAAUAAUCUGAUGAUGUAA
This is a messenger RNA of Eupeodes corollae, 585 nucleotides long. Its product is annotated as putative nuclease HARBI1. The transcript has a single exon. Bases 1 to 585 code for a protein of 194 amino acids. NCBI's taxonomy places the organism in Eukaryota, Metazoa, Arthropoda, Insecta, Diptera, Syrphidae. The record is from RefSeq and is a predicted model, not a curated record.